AUGCGGCAGGACAAGCUGAGCGGCUCGCUGCGGCGCGGGGGGCGAUGCCCGAAGCGGCAGGGCGGCGGCGGCGGCGGCGGCAGCGGCGGCGUGGGCACCAUCCUGAGCAAUGUGCUCAAGAAGCGCAGCUGCAUCUCGCGGACCGCGCCCCGCCUGCUCUGCACCCUGGAGCCGGGAGUUGAUAUGAAAUUGAAGUUUACUCUUGAGCCAUCUUUAGGUCAAAAUGGCUUUCAGCAGUGGUAUGAUGCUCUCAAAGCAGUUGCUCGACUCUCAACAGGGAUCCCAAAGGAAUGGAGGAGAAAGGUUUGGUUGACCUUGGCAGAUCAUUAUUUGCACAGCAUAGCCAUUGACUGGGACAAAACUAUGCGUUUCACUUUCAACGAGAGGAGUAAUCCAGAUGAUGAUUCAAUGGGAAUUCAGAUAGUCAAGGAUCUUCACCGUACAGGCUGCAGUUCCUAUUGUGGCCAAGAAGCUGAGCAGGACAGGGUCGUACUAAAGCGGGUACUGCUGGCGUAUGCCCGAUGGAACAAGAAUGUUGGGUACUGUCAAGGUUUCAACAUCCUGGCCGCUCUGAUUCUGGAAGUGGUGGAAGGCAAUGAAGGAGAUGCACUGAAAAUUAUGAUUUAUCUGAUCGAUAAGGUACUUCCUGAAAGCUAUUUUGUGGAUAAUCUGCGGGCUCUGUCUGUGGAUAUGGCUGUUUUCAGGGACCUCUUGAGAAUGCAGCUCCCUGAGCUAUCUCAGCACCUGGACACUCUUCAGAGAACGGCAAACAAGGAGAGUGGAGGUGGAUAUGAACCUCCACUGACCAACGUCUUCACCAUGCAGUGGUUUCUGACGCUCUUUGCCACAUGCCUGCCUAACCACACAGUUCUAAAGAUCUGGGAUUCUGUGUUCUUUGAAGGCUCAGAAAUCAUCCUGAGGGUAUCACUUGCCAUUUGGGCAAAAUUGGGAGAGCAGAUAGAAUGCUGUGAAACAGCAGAUGAAUUCUAUAGUACCAUGGGCCGCCUUACUCAGGAGAUGCUGGAGAACGAUCUUCUGCAGAGCCAUGAACUCAUGCAGACCGUUUAUUCUAUGGCUCCAUUCCCUUUCCCACAAUUGGCAGAGCUGAGGGAAAAGUACACGUACAACAUUACUCCGUUUCCAGCCACAGUUAAAGUCACUUCAGUUUCUGGGCGACAUGGUAAGGUCAGAGACAGUGAUGAAGAGAAUGACCCGGACGAUGAGGAUGCUAUCGCUAGUGCUGUGGGGUGUCUUGGACCUUUCAGUGGGCUCCUGGCACCUGAGCUGCAGAGAUACCAAAAGCAGAUUAAAGAAUCAACUGAGGAGCAGAGCCUGAGAUCUAACAACAUUGCAGAGCUCAGUCCAGGAGCCAUCAACUCCUGUCGAAGCGAAUACCAUGCCGCGUUCAACAGCAUGAUGAUGGAGCGGAUGACCACAGAUAUCAACGCCCUGAAGCGGCAGUACUCUCGAAUUAAGAAGAAGCAACAGCAGCAGGUCCAUCAGGUGUACAUCCGGGCAGACAAAGGGCCAGUGACCAGCGCUCUCCCAUCUCAGGUAAACAACUCUCCAGUGAUAAACCACCUUCUUUUAGGGAAGAAGAUGAAAAUGUCAAACAGAGCAGCCAAGAAUGCAGUCAUCCAUAUCCCUGGCCACACGGGGGGCAAAAUAUCCCCCGUCCCCUAUGAAGACCUGAAGACGAGGCUUAACUCUCCAUGGCGGACUCACAUCCGAGUCCACAAAAAGAACAUGCCAAGGACCAAGAGUCACCUGGGCUGUGGGGACACCAUAGGGCUGAUCGAGGAGCAGAACGAGGGCUGCAAGAUCACCAGCCUGGGGACAGCGGAGGAGGAGUUUCCCCCUAGUUGUACAGCCAGCGCUUGCAGCGAAGGCGGCAGCUCCGAGGGCGGCUCUGGGAGGACCAUCGAAGGGCAGUCUCCAGAGCCAGUAUUUGCGGAUGCCGACGUCGAUGUGGCUGCGGUUCAGGUGAAGUUAGAGGCCUUGGAAAUGAACCUAAGGGAUGCCGCUGCUGGAGCUGAGCCCAGGGUGCCCCUUCCCUGCCAGAGGCAUGUCCCGGAGCCAGCUGAUGCCCCCGGAGAGAACAAAGCAGCCAGCAAACCUCCCCAAGGCAGCCAUUCCAAAACCCCCAUCUUCAGCCCUUUUCCCAGUGUCAAGCCACUGCGGAAGUCAGCCACAGCUCGCAAUUUGGGGUUGUACGGCCCUACAGAAAGAACCCCCACCGUGCACUUUCCUCAAAUGAGCAGGAGCUUCAGCAAACCUGGUGCUGGGAACAGUGGCACCAAGAAACGAUGAUGCCCCGGGGCAGCUCAGUGUCGGGACUCCACUCAGCCUGGUGGCGUAAGGAUGCCGCUGUUGCUCUUCUAGUUUUGUUCGUCCAGUGAAAACGGAUAGGUUCAGAGAUGAGUGACGACAGCCCAUCAAAAUGGGAGUUGGAAGUUUGGUGAUGAGAAUUUGAAUAGAGAUGUUUUCCCAUCCAUUUGAUAACUGAUCAACUAGAUUCUUGGGGCAAAAUAAAUUUUGUGGUUUUUAAGUGUGAAGUUUUCCCAAGUAUCCUUGUGAUCUGUUUAGAAAAGAACACAUCUAGACUGUUAAACCUUCUGUCUAUAGCGCCUUUUCAGGGUCCCAGUGACAGCACUCCUCUUACUUUCCAGUCCUCUGGAUGUCACAAGAACUCAAGCAUGAACACACCAGCUUGCUAGAACAGAAACCAUAGAAAGAAAGUUUCUUAGUUGCAAAACAACAACAACAACAACAACAAAACUCUUUAGAUUUUCUUCUUUGUGGGGGAUAUUGUUAGUGUGCGUGGGGGUUUAGCACCAUCUCCAAAUUGUUUUUUUUUAUCUGACGCUAAAACAUCACAGAAACAUCAAGCUAUCCUUUCUUUAUUUCUACCUGUGAAAAGAAAACCUUUGAUCAGUUGAAAUUUGCUAACUAAAUUGAAGACCAUUUGCAGAGAACAUACAUCUGAACUGCUUGCUAAUUCCGUAAGCUUUUCCCAAGGAUUCAUUUUCUUCUCUCGGGGAGAGCGUUGAGCCUCAUUGGUACUGAAGACCUGAUGGGCGGCUCGUUCACCUACCAGCUUUCCACAGCAGACACACACAGCUUCUGCUCAAAAGCCAGAGCACAGCAUCUGUGACUGUUACUUGAAUUUUGUGCUUUUGGGGAUUGGAGUACUUUGUUACUUGAACACUGUCUUUCUUGGGAGAAGACGCCAGCGUUUUCCUAAUUCUCUCUCUCACCCACUACACCCCUGCCCUGGUCCUUGCAAGUCAGAGAUAGAAUCUCGUGUCUCCACUAUGCAGUUGGGAACUCUGAUCCACACAGAGGUGAAAUAAUAGCACUUUAGUCACUGCAGGUAAAACUCCCAGUAUUCAUGUGACCUAGCCAUGCUUCCUCCAGUGCAGUAGACAAACUUAGUCCUCAGUGUGCAGAUGCAAUGAUGACAGACUUUAUACAAACCAAGACUGAGAAGUCACUCACUAGACAUCCUCCUGACUCCAGGACCUUCCUUCAGAUGGCCUGUGAUGGUGUUUCAUAAAAUGAGCUCUGAUCUUAUCAUGAAAACUUAGUAUUUUUUUUUUUUUUUUGUCCAAAUGCUUCGUGCACCUAUCCUCUGGCUGCACAAAGGGCUCUCGGCUCACCCUGGACCAUCACUAGCAGUGUAGAUUCAUGUCUGUGCCUUCACCUUUGGAAGGCUUUGGCAAUGCUUGCAGGAACAUGGUUGAAACGGUCAGUGUUAGUCGGAGCUAACUGGUUUCUAAUUCUGAAGCCAAAGCUGUAGUUUGAGGGCUUUUACUAUGAGAGGUUCUCAUUUUAUAAUCUAGAGUGUAGUUGUGUGGGCUUUUUUGAACAAAAAUAUAUAUAUAUAUAUAUGAAUGUCACAUUUUAUACCCCUUGUGGUAUUUUUACCCCCCAAAGAGCCCAAGAUAGAAAGUGUGACUAAUAAGCUGUUGCAGUUUUGGCCCGAGCUCUGUGCCAUCUGAAGUUAGCAGGCAUCUUCUGAACAUGCAGCCACACCCACAGCCUGCUUCUUGGGAAGGCUGUGGGUGGGGAGCUGGGCUUACUUUGCACACCACCCCCAGGAGAUGGAACCUGCUGAAGUCUUCCAAAGUUAAGCACGUGAAAAGUUUCUUCCAUCUGCCAAACGUUGUAGAUAAGAAUGAUGGCACCUCAUCAUCUUUUCUCUCCCUCAUCCCAGUCAAGUCAGAACAGUCCUGUUCCCCAUGAGGGGUACCUGACUUGAAUAGAAGAUUGCACAUUUCUCAUUCCCUCAGCUCCCUGAGGGUCCGGGAUGAGGGGCUCAGGUAACAAGGGGGAGCUGUCUGCCAGCUGUCUCAGUUGUACAGCACAUACUUGGCUCGACAGUCUCCUCUGAUGUCCCAAGAAAGGGACAGAUGAGAGGGCAUGUAGCGUGGAGUAAGUAUUAAUUGAGUGAAAGAAGGAAUAAUUGAAAGGAAAAUCCUACUGGAGAUAAAAAUGACCAUGCCAAUUUAAUAAUAUCCCAACAGAUGUCUGCUAAAGCAUUCUGUACCAAUAAUGUGCAUGCAUUGUACCAAGUAAUCACAAUGUGAACCGAUCAACUCACAAAGCCUUGCCUUCUCUAGAACGUAAAGAAAUCUGUAGUAGCCUCUCCCACACAGCAUGUACAAAGGCCAGUAUGGACUUGCUGUCUUCCUCAUGUAUUGGACACUGUAUGCAAACACCAGAAGUACUUAACAAGUAGCAGUCUGUUUAUUUCUAGGCCUGCCUGUACCCUCUUGGCACUUUUUCUAGAAGUCAGUUCUGCACUUCAUUCCUCUUUAAAAAGCCUCCAGAUGAUCUAAACUUAGUUUGUAAUGUGGACCUAUAGACUGUAACUGUUUGGAACAAUGUUUCCCUUUUUUUACUUGUCUUGUUAUUCUGAAGAACUGUAUGAUUUCAAAGAUGUAUACAUAAAAAUUCUCAUUAUUAUA
Jaculus jaculus (lesser Egyptian jerboa) is the source of this 4970-nucleotide messenger RNA. It is a transcript of the gene Tbc1d30, whose product is annotated as TBC1 domain family member 30. Lineage: Eukaryota; Metazoa; Chordata; Mammalia; Rodentia; Dipodidae. The coding region runs from base 1 to 2310 and encodes 769 amino acids. The transcript is spliced from 12 exons. Gene Ontology annotation, cellular component: endoplasmic reticulum. The record is from RefSeq and is a predicted model, not a curated record.